CAGUCCAAAAUAAACUUAAAACUUUCAUACAAUACAAGCUUUGUUUGAAUAUUUUAUUUAUUUCAAUACGAAAACAUUAACAUAGUUUGUCGAAACGGAUAUUGACGCAAAAUGUUCAAUCGAAAUAAAAAGCAAUCUGAACCGAAGAGAAAGCAUGAUUUAUCACAGUUUGGAAUUUUCGAUGUGCCCGAUCUCGAGAAUCCAGAUGACGAUGACAGCGGUGGUGAUAGCGAUUUAGAAGCUGAAUUGGCUGCCAUAACGGCUGGUGACAAGAAAGUUAAACCGAAACCAAAACCAAAAGUAAUACCACAAAGCGAUCUGGAUAAAAUGGUUGCAGAAAGCUUACGUGAUAUAGGUUCGGACGAGGAACUGUCAGGUGAUGAUGAUGAUCCCGAUUUGCUGAAUGAGCUGUCGGAGAUAACGGGCAAUGAAGACAUCGAGCCAGAAACGACACCCACGGAACCUUCUGCACCGAUUCAGCCUGUACCAAUUGAGCCAGCUCCAAAAUUGGACGAACCGAUAUUGCCAACAACAACAGUAAGUACUGUUGAAUUGCUGAAAAGCCGAAUAGAGAUGUAUAAAUUAUCGGAAAAAGUCUCAAAAGAAUCUGGUGACAGUACUAAGGCACGUUCACGAGCUCGUGGUAUCAAAACAUUGGAAUCAAUGUUAAAACAGGCAUUGGCUGGCAAAACAAUAAAUCCGGAUGAUAUACCGCCAGUGGUGUCAAUCAAGGCACCGAAUGCACCAUCUGCGCCAGUUGAUACAAACCAACAGCCAAGCACAGAAGCACAACCAGAAUCAGAACCACAGAAAACGGAAUCUGAUUCACCAAAAACAAUACAAAAUCCACAAUCGUCAACUGUGAAUGAAUCGAAAAUAAAUGCUCUAUUAGAGAGACAAGGUGAAUACAAAAAAGCUGCACUGGCAUCGAAAAGAUCGGGAGACACAGCAAUGGCGCUUCAAUAUGUGAAAAUUAUCAAAAUAUUUGAUACAGUAUUGGUUUCUGCUCGUAAUGGCGAAGAAGUAGAUUUAAGUGACAUGCCUCCGCAUCCAAGUGAACUAUCUCUUGAUCAAUUGAAAGUGGUUGAUGAAGUUCCAACACUUCCACCAGCAAAAGAAGAAAAUACUGUACAGCAGUCAAGCGACGAGAAAAAUGAUAACGAGAAAUCAGAUGAACCGGCUGCUCCAAAGCCAAAAGCAGUUGAAUUGCCACCACCUGAAGCACCCAAAACAAUUCUGGAAGCAUUAACACAACGACUUCAAAAGUAUCAAGCGAAUGAGACAAAUGCAAAGGCCGAAGGAAAUGAUCGCAAAGCAAGACAAAAUGGACGAAUUGCAAAGCAAUACCAAGACGCUAUUCGAGCGCAUAAAGCUGGUAAACCAGUUGAAUUUGAUGAAUUACCAGCACCACCAGGAUAUCCACCGAUACCGGUUAACACUACACAAGCGCCACCAUCAAGACCAGCACCAAAACCACCGGCGCCCGUUCCUUCCGGUGCACCACAAUCGGGCGAACCUAGCACAGAAAAUACGUCAUCAAAACGGUCUCCAAUGAAACGACAAGAUUCAAGAACUAGCGGCAACCAUUCAAACACAAGUGUCAUGAACAAAACGAUUGAAAUCUUGCUGGACCGUCAAAAGGAUUUCAAAGAAGCAGCUCUCGAAGCUAAAAAGGCGGGCGAACUUGAACAAGCUAAGGAACUUUUGAAAACAUUCAAAGGCAUCGAAAACUUAUUGAACGUAGCCAGAGGCGGAUUACCCGUUGACCUGUCAUCGCUACCGAUUUCACCAAAACAACGGGAAAAACUUAAUGAUACAUUUGAAAUGUUGAGUGACACUGAAGAAAAUGCAGCGAUAUCAGAUGACUUGAAGAGCGUGUACGAACAUUUGGAAAAACAGUUGACGAAACAAUUUGACAAAUGCAAAGCUUGGAGCGUUCAUCAUCGGAAUCUGGGUGAUGUGGCUGGAACAAAUCGAUUUGAGAAUUUAGCAGUAACUGUCCAACAUGAUUUGGAUAUUGUAAAAUUGGCACAUCGAAAAGGUGGCAGAGUACCGAAAUUUCGCUUCGAACAAAAAAGUUUCAACAUCGUCAAAUGCAAUACAGAUUUGGCCGAAACCGAACUUGAAAUCCAAGUGGUGCGAGGCAUUAGCUACAACGUAUCGAGACCAAAAGAUGUUGAUACUUAUGUAAAAGUGGAAUUUCCAUAUCCACAGGAAACGCCCUAUCGAAAUAAAACGGCAGUCAUUUAUGACACCGAUAGUCCAGAAUAUAAUGAAAAGUUUGUAGCCGAAAUUCAACCAAAAGUACGACUAUGCCAACGAGUAUUCAAGCGACAUGGCAUCAAGUUUGAAGUCUACAUCAAGGGAUGUUCAUGCUGUUCUGUAAGCCAUCUGUUGCCAUGCACGUGUAACACAAAUCUGUUGUGUUGUUUUAGUGGAUUCCUUCGAUCGGACACUUUGAUUGGAACGGCAAAUGUGAAACUGCAACCAUUGGAAACAUCAUGCGAAAUUCAUGAGUCAUUUGAUUUAAUGGACGGUCGAAAAACUGUGGGCGGAAAGCUGGAAGUAAAAAUUCGAGUCCGAAAUCCAAUAUUAUCGAAACAAGUGGUCAACGAAUCUGAAAAAUGGCUUGUUCUUGAGUGACAAAUUGAUUAACAAAUCAAAACCAUAUGGAUAAACAAAUAAAAAUAUGUGGCGGAAUAGUUGUUAUGUUUGUGAAAAUGUUAUUCUUAAAGAAAACCAUCUUAUUAUUCCAUUUUGAUUAACAUGUCUUUUUUGCAAUUAUUAAAGUAUUGAUAUUGAUAUGAAUUAAAGAAAACGCAAAUUAUCUGUUCAAA
Messenger RNA from Contarinia nasturtii (swede midge), 2837 nucleotides. RefSeq names its product coiled-coil and C2 domain-containing protein 1-like (gene l(2)gd1). NCBI's taxonomy places the organism in Eukaryota, Metazoa, Arthropoda, Insecta, Diptera, Cecidomyiidae. Gene Ontology annotation, molecular function: RNA polymerase II cis-regulatory region sequence-specific DNA binding; DNA-binding transcription repressor activity, RNA polymerase II-specific. The transcript is spliced from 8 exons. The coding region runs from base 112 to 2643 and encodes 843 amino acids. The record is from RefSeq and is a predicted model, not a curated record. Gene Ontology annotation, biological process: regulation of transcription by RNA polymerase II. Gene Ontology annotation, cellular component: nucleus.